GAGUCCCACCGCUCUCUCCCUCUCUCUCUCUCUCUCUGUCUCGAUCCAACGCAAGCACACAGAGCUCGAAGGCCCGUCUUUGGCUCCUCCCAUGGCGACAGGCCUGUCCACCGCCGCCAUCCCCAAGCCCAUCAAAUUCCUCCUCGGGAGCUCCAACCUCCUCCUCCUGCCGCAGCCCACCUGCCUCUCUCGCUCUUCUCAUUCCUCCGCCCCUUCUCUCUCCAGAAACUGCACGGUCUUCCACGCCCCUAGGAGGAAGACGCUCCUCACGGUGUGCUUCGUUCUGGAGGACCUGAAACAGAGCCCCCGUCAUGUCGAAACCGAAACCGCCACCGCCUCGCAAGAAGACGGCCCCGACGAAGCCGCCGCCGCGCGGUCCGAUCAGAUCUCGGCCCCGGCCUCGCGCGCCGCCGAGAGAUUGGCGCGGAAGAGGUCGGAGCGGUUCACCUACCUCGUCGCCGCCGUGAUGUCCAGCUUCGGGAUCACGUCCAUGGCCGUCAUGGCCGUUUAUUACAGAUUCGCGUGGCAAAUGGAGGGACGGCAGGUGCCCAUGUCUGAGAUGUUCGGCACAUUCGCUCUCUCUGUGGGCGCUGCCGUGGGCAUGGAGUUCUGGGCGAGAUGGGCUCACCGAGCUCUCUGGCAUGCCUCUCUGUGGCACAUGCACGAGUCUCACCAUCGGCCGAGAGACGGGCCGUUCGAGCUCAACGACGUCUUCGCCAUCAUCAACGCCGUUCCGGCCAUCGCCCUCCUCUCCUACGGCUUCUUCCACAAGGGCCUCGUCCCCGGUCUCUGCUUCGGCGCCGGCCUCGGGAUCACGGUGUUCGGGAUGGCGUACAUGUUCGUCCACGACGGCCUCGUCCACAGGCGAUUCCCCGUGGGCCCCAUCGCCGACGUGCCCUACUUCAGAAGGGUCGCCUCAGCCCACCAGAUCCACCACUCGGACAAAUUCAAUGGGGUGCCAUAUGGACUGUUCCUCGGACCUAAGUUUUUGGUGAGGGAGUGAGCUGAAACAUGUUGUGACGCAGGAGCUCGAGGAAGUUGGAGGGCUAGAAGAGCUGGAGAAGGAGAUCAGCAGGAGAACCAAAUCGUAAAAGGGCUCGGGAUCGUAGCCGGAACCGGCCGGCCCUGUCUUGACUUAGAAUUUUCCAUCGGUGUAAAAAAUGAAUGAGAACUGUCGUAAAUGAUGAUGAAAAGAAAGAAGCAUUUUUGGAACGGAUGUUUCGUGUGCUUUGCCCGUCGAGUUCGGUCUUCGGUUUUCGCCGGACGCAGCAUCAGUUCUUCUGCAAGGGUGUUGGCAAUUCUUAUAAGAGUGGAAGCAUGGUCCAUCUCGUUA
Syzygium oleosum is the source of this 1333-nucleotide messenger RNA. Its product is annotated as beta-carotene 3-hydroxylase, chloroplastic-like. The record is from RefSeq and is a predicted model, not a curated record. Lineage: Eukaryota; Viridiplantae; Streptophyta; Magnoliopsida; Myrtales; Myrtaceae. Gene Ontology annotation, biological process: carotene metabolic process; xanthophyll biosynthetic process. Gene Ontology annotation, cellular component: chloroplast. The coding region runs from base 92 to 1003 and encodes 303 amino acids. The transcript is spliced from 7 exons. Gene Ontology annotation, molecular function: iron ion binding; beta-carotene 3-hydroxylase activity.